GGAGAGCUCGCUGCGAUGGCGACGACGGCUCUGUGCUAGAAGGGGACGCAGUGAAGCUGGCCUCGGCUCGGAUAUGACUAAUGUUUGUUCGAUCGAGGUUUGUUUGCUGCUCACCAAUUGCAUGGGCUUCGGAUGAGUCGUGGGCUUCUUACUUCUCAUCACUCCGUUGACUUAUUUCCAUGUCUUACUUGUGAGAGUUUCCAAAUAGGGUCGUCAGGACUGCUCAUCGUCCAUUACUGAUUGUCUGUGACUGCUCCAGGCCAGAGUUCCUUGUUGGGUGACCCACACUCCUUCACAGGGACCAUGGAGGAGGAGGGGCAGCAUAGCUUGGAGUGUAUCCAGGCCAAUCAGAUCUUCCCCAAGAAGUCCCCCGUCCUGGAGGAGGAAAACAUGCAGGUACCCUUUCCUGAGCUGCACGGGGAGUUCACAGAGUAUGUGGGGAGAGCAGAGGACGCCAUCAUCGCAAUGUCCAACUACCGCCUACACAUCAAGUUCAAAGAGUCUGUUGUCAACGUCCCUCUUCAGCUUAUAGAGAGCGUGGAGUGUCGGGAUAUGUUCCAGCUCCAUGUUACGUGUAAGGACUGCAAAAUCGUCAGAUGUCAGUUCUCCACCUUUGAGCAGUGUCAGGAAUGGUCGAAACGCCUGAACGUGGUAAUUCGCCCUCCCUCUCGCCUGGAGGACCUCUUCUCCUUUGCCUUCCACGCCUGGUGCAUGGAUGUGUAUGCCGGUGAGAAGGAGCAGCAUGGCGAGCUGUGCAGACCAGGUACCCUGCUGUCUCUUACGUGUCCCCAAGUAACCCCAGCAGAACCCCCCCCCUGCUCCGCUCUGGACAUAUCAGACAUCUCUGCUCUCUCUGUAGGCGAACACGUGACCUCCUGGUUCAAGAACGAGGUAGAGAGGAUGGGCUUUGACACUCAAAACGCCUGGAGGAUAUCUGACAUCAACAGCAAGUUCAGACUUUGCCCCAGCUAUCCUCAGCAGCUCCUGGUGCCAGCCUGGAUCACUGACAAGGAGUUGGAAAAUGUGGCAGCUUUCCGCUCCUGGAAGAGGUUUCCUGCCGUGGUUUAUAGGCACCUGAGCACGGGGGCCGUGAUCGCCCGCUGCGGUCAGCCAGAGGUCAGCUGGUGGGGCUGGAGGAAUGCUGAUGAUGAGCACCUGGUCCAAUCCAUCGCCAAGGCCUGUGCCGUGGACGGCAGCUCCCACAAGCACCUCCCCAACGGCUCCUACACCAACGGCUCAGACCUGCCCGAUACUGACUUUGAAUCCUCCAUGAGCAACAGCUCAGAGGUGGAGACGUUGGUCAUCCAGCCCCACAAGUUACUCAUCCUGGAUGCCAGGUCCUAUGCUGCUGCCGUAGCGAACAGGGCCAAGGGGGGAGGCUGUGAAUGCCCAGAGUACUAUCCCAACUGUGAGGUGGUGUUUAUGGGCAUGGCCAACAUCCACUCCAUCCGCAAGAGUUUCCAGUCUCUGCGUUUCCUCUGCACUCAGAUGCCUGAUCCAGCCAACUGGCUUUCUGCACUGGAGAGCACCAAGUGGCUGCAGCACCUGUCCCUGCUGCUGAAGGCAGCACUGCUCGUGGUCAACGCCGUGGAUCGAGACCACCGGCCCGUCCUGGUGCACUGCUCCGACGGCUGGGACCGCACACCUCAGAUCGUUGCUUUGUCCAAACUGCUGCUGGACCCUUACUACCGCACUAUUGAGGGCUUCCAGGUUUUGGUGGAAACCGAGUGGCUGGACUUUGGCCACAAGUUUGCUGACCGCUGCGGCCAUGGAGAAAACUCUGAGGAUCUGAAUGAGCGCUGCCCUGUCUUCCUGCAGUGGCUGGACUGCGUUCACCAGCUGCAGAGGCAGUUUCCAUGUUCCUUUGAGUUCAAUGAGGCCUUUCUGGUGAAACUGGUGCAGCACACCUACUCCUGUUUGUUUGGCACCUUCCUGUGUAACAGUGGCAAGGAGAGGGAGGACCGCCACGUUCAGGAGAGGACCUGCUCAGUCUGGUCCCUGCUGAGACCGGCCAACCGCACACUGAGGAACAUGCUUUACUCCUCACACUCUGAGACCGUUCUCCACCCAGUGUGUCACGUGCGCAACCUGAUGCUGUGGACGGCAGUCUACCUUCCCAGCUCCUCCCCCACCACCCCCUCUGAUGACUCCUGCGCCCCCUACCCUGUGCCCGGUGCCAACCCGGAGGAUGCACCACUGGCCAGAUGUACGAAGACUCGCUCCUUUGACAACUUGCCCAGUGCAUGUGAGCUGGGAAGCUCCCUGCCUCCUAACCGCCGCUCCAGUGACCCGAGCCUCAAUGAGAAGUGGCAGGACCACCGGCGCUCUCUGGAGCUCAACAUGGCAGUGGGGCCCGAAGGAGGGGGGAACCAGGAUCAGGAAGUGCGGCCUUAUGGAGUGGGGCCUUACCCAGACGGAGUGGACUCUGAGCUGGACGACAGCCCGCAGCCCCAGGGCUCACACGCUGAGCUCGGACAGGGAGCCUCUGUCAGCCCAGCAGCAACAGGAGAGGAAGCAGAGGAGGCGGAGCUUUCUGUGGCAGUGGCCGAGGGCCAAAUGGAGAACAUUCUUCAGGAAGCCACAAAGGAGGAAGCGGGAGCAGAUCAGAGAGAGGGAAGUGCUGCUGACACUCAUGUCAUUAACACUGUUGACACAGAGGUCGAGAAUGAAGCAAAUAUUAAGGACAAUGGGAAUGAGGUGCAGAGAGAAGCGUUUACUAAUGGUCACCAUGCGGAAAAUGGUGUAAUGGAGGCUGAGGAGGAUGGUGAGCCUCCUCCUCUGUCCAAACAGAAGGCAGAGGAGCUGGAUCAACAGGCAGCUGAGGUGACUCAGACACCAGAGGGUCUGGUGAAACAGGAUGUUGAAAACUCUUCUGUACAAGAGGAGGUUGCACGUGGAGCUUGUGAAUCUGGCUUAGGCGAGCCACAUCAGCCUGCAGCCCAUAGAACUAUAACUAAUGGCUUUGUGGACAGGUCACCUGAAGAACCGCGUGUGGAUGAGGAGACCUGCCCUGACCGCGGUGUCUCUGAGCCGGUGGAGCAGGUGGAUAAGAGGGCCUCCCUGAUGGAAAGCUCAACAGAGACUUUAACUGAAGAGGCCUGCAACAGGUCGGAGCUCCCAGCACAGCCGCCUGUUUGUCUGAGCCAUCAGCCCGACAGUGAUGGCAGGAGCCUGCUGCCCUGCGCCAGGAAAGAGAAGGGGCUAGAGGCAGGGGAGCACGGCUUUAUCAGAACUUUAAACGGGGGAACCAAGCGACCCUCUGUCAGUGCCUUUCAGUCAGUGAGUGCUGACUUCAGCAGGGACGGGCUUUAUAAUGGCGACAGCUCUGAUGGGGAGCCCUGCGGUGGUCCUCACUGGACCAAAGGGAAUGGGGAGCGGGCCCCUCUGAGUCGACAGAUGUCCCUAGCAAGCUGUAACUCCCUGAUCCUCCAUCCACGCGGCAGUUGCUCACAGCACCGCUGGUGCCAUGCCCUGCUGGGCCGGGUCGCCAUCAGCCCAGAGCAGCCAUCACGGAGUCACCUGGACGAUGACGGGCUGACGCUGCACACUGACGCCAUCCAGCAGAGGCUGAGGCAGAUCGAAGCGGGGCACCAGAUGGAGGUGGAGACUCUGAAGAAGCAGGUGCAGGAGCUAUGGAGCCGCCUGGAGAAUCAGCAGCACACUGGCUCCCAUAGGAUCAAUGGAGACAUGGGAGAUGAAGUGACGUCAAUGACAGACUCAGAGUACAACCUGGACCCCAACUGUUUGUCACGCUGCAGCACAGAGCUCUUCUCCGAGGCCAGCUGGGAACAGGUGGACAAGCAGGACACUGAGGUCACUCGCUGGUACCCUGACCAUUUGGCAGCCCAGUGUUAUGGCUGUGAGAGCAGGUUCUGGCUCGCUACCAGGAAGCACCACUGCAGGAACUGCGGUAACGUGUUCUGCGCCAGCUGUUGCGACCAGAAGAUCCCAGUGCCAAGCCAGCAGCUGUUUGAGCCCAGUCGCGUCUGUAAGACCUGCUUCAGCAGCCUCCAGCUCAGCUCGGUUCCCCUGGACCUGGAGCUGGAGAAACCCAUCACAGCCAGCUCCAACUGAGGCUCAGAAGACUGGGACAGAAGGGGUGGGGUACAGGCUGAGCUGCCAGGGGCUGACACUGGUGCACUGCUGAGGAAGAGCACAGGAGCUACACAGAAUGUCCCAAGUACUUUAUGUGUGUGUGCAGCAGUUACGGAAUUAAAUGUGUAUAUACAGAGGAUGACGUGGCAGCGGAGCUGGAUGACAUGUUCGCAAGAUGCCGAGCAAUCUGAAAAGUUGGUGUGCACAGGGGUGUGAGUGAGUGAGUGAGUGAGUGAGUGAGAGAGAGAGAAUAGAAAUUGCACAUUCGCCACACAGAGGGUUUGUGGCAGUGAUGGGACUUCACUCCAAAGCCAGAGAAGUGAGAACGGACAUCCUGGUGCCUUGGACCAGGCAGGCAGAGAAGGUUGUCUCACUGUUGCUCUCUCCUUUGCUGAGGUCUCUCAGAGGGCUUUGUUCCACUGAAUCCACGUUCCCUGCUCAUCCAUGCUUCUCAUCAGACUUCAAGGUACCACCGUGGACUUAUUCUUUUUUCUGGAGGGUGUAAGGCCAGGAGCAAUGUGGAAAAUCUCAAGGCAAUAAUGACUCAGUCCUUCAGCAUCAGAAAUGUCUGGAUAGUAAUGCUCGCAAAUGUUUAGGGAGAAGCUUAAAGAGUCAGUUCACCCAAGUUACCAGAUAACAUUUCUUCACUUACCUCUUGUGGUAUCUAGCCACGCAUCUAAAUUUAAUUUUAUUUGAGAUCUCAUCUCUGAGAUUUCUGCUGUCUUUCCAGUACAAUGGAGGUGAAUUGAAUUAGGGCUGCAGCAAUUAAUCAGCAAAUCAUUUUAACAAUUAAUCAGUGCGUCACUUUUUCUGCAAAAUGUCAGAAAAGAAGUGUGUCUCAGAGCCCAAUGUUAUAUAUUUGAAUAGCUUGGUUGUCCUAUUGUCCAACCAACAUAUAACAUAUAUGUCACCACCAGUUUUUUUUUUUUUUGGUUUGUUUUUUUGUUUUUUGUUUUUUAAACAGUUGUGUUUCUGUGAGCGGACUAUCGGGUGGUGAACUUUUUUUUCCGCUUCCGAAGGGGGGCGUGGCAGAAAAAAGUUUGAGAACCACUGGAUUAAAGCAAGAAUUGUCAAGGUCGAAUCAACGGAGGCCAAUAUAGCCUGACCUUUAGACCUCGGUAUAGGUCAAGCACCAGAAAUGCUGGAUCCUACAUUUCCCAUAAUGCAGCUCCAUAGCGUUUUAAUAAUAUAAUGUACCAGGUAACCACCCACAUCUUUCAAACCUCACUCUGCAGGCGUUAUGGUGUACGUGGUCUCAGCAUCCAAGGAGAGAUAACCCUGAUGGCAUCACUAUGACAUCAUCAGGGUAAUUUGUUCAGACUUGACAAAGCUUCUCCAGUGCCACAGAAGACAUUAUAGUGAGUAGGACUCCUCAAGAUUAGAAAACUCACCUUCAUGUGUAAAACUGGUGGAGUGUCCCAUUAAAAAAAAUGUAACCGCAACAUUUAUUUCCUUAAACAGUGUUCCAAUUAUCUAAUGUAAUUGUCUACAAUAAUCCACAAUUUAGUGUAUUGAGUGAACUGACCCUUUAACAUACUGUGGGCUGAAUCUCAACUCAGCAUAUUUGCUUUUCUUUUGUUUUGGUGAGUUUUUAUCAGCUUUUCACACAGAAUGGCACAGAUGUGUGUAUGUAUAUACAGUAUAUACAGCUUGACAUGUAAAUACAAAACAGAAAAAAAAUAAUUUUGCCGUUUGGAGUUUGUGUUUUUAGCUGUGCUGAGAUUCAGCCCAGAGGGCAGACAGACGUUGGGAUUUUGAAGGCUGAGGAUUUUUAAAAGCCUACCUUUGUGAUCAUUAACGAAAAUGCUGUGUGGAUAUUCAAAUUGUUUUUCUUUCUUGUUUUGAACACUUAUCUUGACCACAGUGAGGAGAGUAAAUUAUUAUUGUAUUUUUUUUUUUUUUUUUGACAAAGUCAGUCAUGUGAGUCUUACAACAGAACUUGUUAGUGAUCUCUAGAAAAGGCUUUAGAUCAUCUGACCCUUUAACAUCUAAGCCCGCUCAGCUCUUCCACCCAAUUGACUGUUAUUACUUGUCCGCUGGAAGUGUAAACUGAUGUGUUGUGGCGUCGUCAGUUUGUGUCACACGGCAGACGAGCUGCAGGUCGUUUGUGUCCGACACAGACUGACUGACUGACCGUGUGAUCUCUCCUGUCAGCCAUACCGUAGUGCCCCUCACUCACAACAGCCCCCUUUUCAUUCCUUUUACCCAGCAGGCACUGGGAGCUGAAUAUCUCCUCACUUUUCAGUCCUUUGGUGGAAAUCAGAAGUGAAGGUGUGGGUUUGACACAUUCAAGUUCCAUCUUCCACCGUGACUUCACUUGUGAUUUCCCCUCAGAUUGGCUGAAACAUGGAGGAGAGAAGCAGCAGCAGCAGCAGGAGAAGCAGCAGCAGAAAGGGCUCUUAGCGUGUUCCUAAAAGUCUGUACCUCCACAUGAAACCUGUCAGAGAAGCUUCAUUGAGACGCCCACUCUGCCUAACACCCAUUCAAUCACCUCGCACAUACACGCACACGCACACACACACACACACACACACACACACGCACACUUUUUGUAAAAUAAAUGAAUAAAAUAAUAUAUUCAGAUACUUAUAUAGCAUUUAAGAAAAAUGUAUAGAAUCCUUGAAUAGUGGCUCACUUAAUUAGUCACCAAAAAGUUGUUUUUUUGUUUGGUUUUUUUGGUUUUUUUUAAAUUUCUCUUUCUCAUGUUGUCAAUUGCAGAAAAAUACCUAUAUUUUGGAACCUGUUCAAGAUAACGGGUGUGUUUUUUUUUUUAAAUAGACAAGCAGGGUGUCCUGUUUUAAUGCUGCAGUGGUUUUCCCUUUUAAAUGCGAUCAUUACUUUAAUUGUAUUUAUUCAGGUUUUGUUGUUGAAUUGCUGUUUUAAAAUCCACACAAUUCAAAUUGCCACAGGAUAAUCAGUGUUUAUGAGAUGGGGAGUGAAAGAUAGUUCUGAUCUGUGGCUACAACGACCCUCGUCAUUUCUGUUUUGUAUCAGCCAAUCACAGCGCAAAGUGUGGAUGAAAUGAUUCCCCAAUCCACUUAGAGGCAAUGUCCCCAUGGGGAAAGGGGUGGAGUCAGAGGUGUCCUCGAGCUUCAUGUGAGCUCUGACACUCGCAUUUCAAAAUAAAACAACGAGUGUGUUCGUAGCCAAUGAGACGUCUAUGCACUGAGACAACCAUGGUCCAAAACAAGCAGCCUGAACCCAAAAUAAAAGCCCCCGGACUCACACACACUAACAAAAUUACUCCAUUCAAACUCAUCAAAAGACAAACAAACACUACCUCUACUUUGUACACACACCAGUUCAUGCACAAACACAUCCACACUGAGCUUGUAGUUGCUGAGUGACUAUUUUACAGAUUUAUGUCAUCAAGAAUGGCCUUUGUUGUUGUUAUUGAAAAUCUGUGUUUUGUUUUCUCUCAUUAGUCAGCUGGAGCAUUAAAGGUACAGCACACGACCGCAGACUUUGAUUUUAAAGAUGAUCUUUAUGUUGAGACUGCCAAUCCUUUUACUCCUCAGCAUCCAGCUUGUCCCGUCGGCAGAGGGCCGGCUUGUGCUUCACUUAGCAGCAGGCCAGACAGUUACUGUGGUUCGCCCCACCGGAUGACCAGGUUUUGACUAUCAAUCAGUAUAACUGUGAUUGACAGCAUACUGCCCUCCUGUGGAAGUGGUGAAUGUUUAAUUCAACGGCUCGACCUCUAGUCUUUGAAAUAGAAUAGAAAAAAAAAAAAGGAAUUGUUUGCCCCUCGUAGAUGAGAUGCAGUCAUCUCUGUCGAUCACGUAUGUACAAAACACUUGAACAAGCGAUGCCGUUGCAACAAGAGUGAGGCAUUAACAUAAUUUCAUUUUGAAUUUAUUUGAGAAACUACCACUGCAGCAAAUAAAAAUUUUGGUUUGACCCCAACCAGCCUGCCUCUAAACCAGCUACCUGUUCUUUCUUCAUCUGCAGACUUCGAUAAACUGGAAUACUGAUUUGCAACCUGAAUACUGACUUAACAUCUUAGACUGUUCAUUUAAAAUGGUGAUGGAAACGGGGCCCCCUAAAAUCAAUGCUCCUAUUAACAGAUGAUUUAUUCCAAGGCUUCACACUCCUCCCAAACUUCUGUCCUGAAUGUUGAAAGGAAAUAUUUGCCAACAGCUCAUGAGUCAUGAUCUCUUAAAUACAGAAUCGAAUGUCGACAAAGGACUUAAUUAUAGAAAAAUGGCUAGAUGAGAUGCGUAAUUUCUCUUUUUCAGUCCAGUGUGAGGCCAAGACGCUUUCACCGUCCCUACCGACACAGUCAGGGCCGGCCGCAGAAUUCUCACUGUAAUUUCACCACCAUCACAGGCAUGUGGGGCACCAAGCUUGUCUUGUUCAACAAUCCAUGAAUGUGAAUUGUCUUUAAAAAAAAAAAAAGAAAAAAAAAUAUUUUCUUUUGCACAUGAAAUUUGAGUAGACACUGCCACAGAGUGCAUCAAAAUAAAGCUGAAACGGAGAGUGUGCUGUGCUUUUCAAUAUUGUAACAAGCAUGAUGGCUGUUGGUUGUAUGUGUGUAGGAGGGCAUCAGAACACACGUUGCCAGGAUGAUCACUUGCUGUGUUUUUUUUUUUUGCCCCCCCCCCAACAGACACACACACACACACACACACACACACAACAGGUUGUCUUGGUCUGCAUAUGUUGUAUUUCUCUUCACUCACGCUGACGUGCUCUAGCAGAGGCGUCACUGCAACGGCCCAGUAAUCACUUGACGUGAGUGCGAACAUGUGAAUGCAUCAAGCAUUGGUGUGACUGUGCGCGUGCGUGUGUAUGUGUGUCUCUUUUGGUGGAGACUGGUGCCAAGCAGUUUUAUUACGGGUCUCUCACAAAGGGAUCACUCGUGCUUUUGUUUCAUUUUCCUCCUUUUUUUUCCCCUUCUGUUUGAUAAGCACUUUGAACCUUCUCAUGUCUGUCAGAGGAGUGUGUAGCUGUACAUAGCAAUUUCCUGUAACAACAAGUGCUCCUUGUUCAGUCUGAAUAUUUUGUUUUGUUGGAUUUACUUUAAAGAGCAUUACAUUGUUGUAGAAUUAAAGGAAAAAUAAA
Xiphias gladius (swordfish) is the source of this 9156-nucleotide messenger RNA. RefSeq names its product myotubularin related protein 3 (gene mtmr3). Gene Ontology annotation, biological process: dephosphorylation; regulation of autophagy. Gene Ontology annotation, molecular function: protein phosphatase binding; phosphatidylinositol-3,5-bisphosphate 3-phosphatase activity; metal ion binding. The coding region runs from base 304 to 4074 and encodes 1256 amino acids. The record is from RefSeq and is a predicted model, not a curated record. The transcript has 19 exons. NCBI's taxonomy places the organism in Eukaryota, Metazoa, Chordata, Actinopteri, Istiophoriformes, Xiphiidae.